UACGUGACAUAAACACAGUCGUAUUCGUUAGCUGCUGCAUGUAUCUCACUCACAAUAUAGCCAAAUAGUGUAAACAGGUUUAGCUUAAUCAUGCGAUGCCAUAGCUGUAGUGUUGAAGCCUCGGGUUCAUCUAAUGAUGGAUACAAAUCAGAUUUUACAUCAUGCACAUCAAAUAGAAAAACUUCACCAUGAGGGCAACUAUGGAGAUGUACAGUCACUGCUGAAGAGCCUACAGGGUGUGCCUGUUACCGUGGAGCUGCUUCACAAAACGGGCAUGGCUAACGUGGUUUAUCGGGUCCUGAAGACCUGCCCGGUGCCCACGGUGAAAAAAACAGCCAAGCUCCUGCUGUCAAAAUGGAAAAAGGUGUGUGAUGGAGCCACAGGAAACUUCUGUCAUCGAAGGAGGGCAGCCGAAGACCGGGAGGGAAACGGGGAAUGUCUGGGCGGAGACGCCUCUGGCUCUGGUUCAUGUGGCGGCUCUGAUGGACGCGUCCCACAAGAGGAGGAGGAGGAGGAGAGCAGAAACAGGAAGAGGCGCAUGACUGAAGAGGGGUGUGGCGUUUCAGAGCAGAGCUGGAGGCAUCCUGAGGUCAUGCAGCACACGACAGGGGAAGAAGCCCAGCCUGUGGAGGGUAGCGCAGAGGCUGCAUCUGCCUUGGACAGAGAAGUAGCAUCAGCAGUGACAUCACCAGUGGAGUCCACACUGAGACCUACAGAGAAUUCCCAGCUCACCACAACUUACACGUCCCAGAAUAGCGAUGCCUCACCUCUGAGGUCCAAAUGCAUGCAGCUGCUCCUCCAGGCUCUGGGGCCUGAAGACACCACAGGGGACGGACCGCCCCCUGGUGUCAGAGAACUGGCUCAGGACAUCGAGAAGCACAUCUUCAUGCUGCACAGCCAGAAUGAGCUGAAGUAUAAAUCAUGUGUCCGAAGCAAAGUGUCCAACCUGAGGAACCCCAGAAGCCCCCACCUGCGUCAGGGCCUGCUGAGAGGCCAGCUGGGGCCGGAGGCCUUCGCCAAAAUGUCCGCCAAGGAGAUGGCCAAUCAGGAGCUGAAGGAGCUGAGGGAGGGGUACACAAAAUCGGGAAUCCGUGAGCACCAGCGCCCCCUGGGGGUGGAGGGAACCCCUACAGAUAAGGUCCGCUGCAGGCGCUGUGCUGGCUUUGACUGCAGGGUGACUCAGAUCUCCAGAGGAGCGCUGUUCCUCCCGGGGUGGGUGCGAAGCGGCAGUCCGGACGAGGACUCCAUGACCUUCAUGACCUGCGCCGGCUGUGGAGAGCAGUGGUACCACUCCAGCUGGGUCUGUUUGUGAUAUGAGGUCAUGGUGAACAGGACUGCUCAUUCGUUGUUUCACGUUCAGGGCCAGUUUUACAGACAAACCUUGUCCUGGACUAAAUUAUGUUUUGUAUGGAGAACCUCACCUUUUGUCUAGGACUA
Molecule: messenger RNA, 1437 nt
Organism: Conger conger (European conger)
Lineage: Eukaryota; Metazoa; Chordata; Actinopteri; Anguilliformes; Congridae
Product: transcription elongation factor A N-terminal and central domain-containing protein
Exons: 2
Coding region: 134-1312 (392 amino acids)
Biological process (GO): DNA-templated transcription
Cellular component (GO): nucleus
Source: RefSeq, a predicted model, not a curated record